Molecule: messenger RNA, 942 nt
Organism: Anopheles stephensi (Asian malaria mosquito)
Lineage: Eukaryota; Metazoa; Arthropoda; Insecta; Diptera; Culicidae
Exons: 2
Coding region: 72-677 (201 amino acids)
Source: RefSeq, a predicted model, not a curated record
UUGGUGUAAAACGUCAAACGUCGCCGGGUGAACCAUUUCCAUUCAAAAUACCUAGCGAUCCUGCGAACGGGAUGGCUUUGCCGAUGGAACAUGCACUUCGACGAUCGAUGCUGCUGAUCCGUGGACAACCGGAAUCGUCAGACCAUCUGCAAGACAUCCUGUUCGAUACGGCCAUCAAGUACACGCAUACCGGCUUUCGCGUGCUGUUCUUCACCCAGAAACCACUAGAACGGGUUGCGAACAGCAUCCGGGAACAGUUUAGCGAUUUGUUCAAAAUGAUAACCUUCGUCUAUGUGCAAACGCUCGAUGCUGCGCUGAAGCGUCUGCUCGAUCUACAGCGCUGGACCAACUGCAUACCGGGUUUGAUUAUCGUCGAGUCGUUCGAUUUACUGGCCCCAUCGAAUGCAAACGAUAUGCAGCCGAACAAGCAGGACUUUCAGCGUGUCCUGUUCCUUUCCACCCUAGCAGAUACUGUUCGCACGGUUUCGAUAAACCAGAAAGGAACGUGCAACUGCAUCAUUACCACGUCGAACCAUGGUAGCACCAUGGCAACGGUUCCGUUUGAACUUUUCUACCGGAAGCACAACGUACUCGAUGUGGAACAUGUUAAGGAAUCUGCGGACAUUCUUUCGAUUAUGAUGGAAAAUGAGCACAGUAUAGACAAUAAUUUACCGUAAGCUGCUUGUCGGUAAGUCCUGGAACUGUGUUACAAAGCAAAUAUUGUGAAAUGCAGCAUUUGCUAUGUCUUAGAUCAUACAGCUUGCCUUUAUCAGUUUAAAAAAAAUCCUUCACACUCAGAACAGAAGAGACUUCAGAAAGUGGAAUUUGGAAUUACUUUCUUUCACAAUAGUACAUUUCCUCGGAUUGCCACAAACAUCCACUGUUAACCAUCAAACGAACGGUUCUACUGGCGAUAAAUAUGUUGCUUACACAAACAAACUA